Messenger RNA from Durio zibethinus, 1509 nucleotides. It is a transcript of the gene NDF5, whose product is annotated as NDH-dependent cyclic electron flow 5. Gene Ontology annotation, biological process: carbohydrate metabolic process. Gene Ontology annotation, cellular component: cytoplasm. Gene Ontology annotation, molecular function: glucose-6-phosphate 1-epimerase activity; carbohydrate binding. The record is from RefSeq and is a predicted model, not a curated record. NCBI's taxonomy places the organism in Eukaryota, Viridiplantae, Streptophyta, Magnoliopsida, Malvales, Malvaceae.
UUUCCAGUCUUCAAUUUGAGCCAACCAAAGAUAUGAAUUGAAUUAUCCUGAAGGAAACCAAGGGAUAAGGGGCCACCCUCUUUCCUCUCUUGUUCUAAAAGACACUGCUACACCUAGAUGCAACUACAUAUAAAAAGAUCAGGAAAGAGUCUUGUUACAACAAGAAAGAAAGUACAACUAUGGCUUACAGUUCAAUUUUCUCAACCAACUUCACUCGUUUUUCCUAUACAAGACCAGUUAACCAUCAGUUAUCUUAUCCCCCUUCCCUCCCGUCUACAUCUCUUCAAUACAGCAAUAACAGGAGAGAAUUUCCAGUUCCAUCUGUGGCUUCGAUUCCUUACCAACCAAUCAAUGUGGACUAUCUGGAGGGAGAAUUCAGAGGCCAUGGGGUCACCUUUGAAAGUAUUGAUGAUAGUUGUGUUGCCAAGAUGGCAUUGGAUAAUGGCAGCACAGCUACUCUAAUGCUUCCAAGUGGUUUGAUCACAUCUUACAAGGCCCCAAUGUGGCAUGGGGGCGCAGUUGAGCUCCUACACACAUCGGUUUUCGAAGGAGAUGAAGGUGAGGCUGUAAUACAAGGAGGAGUGUCUUUAGCCCUCAACUGUGAAGGUGAUAAUGAAGUUUCAUGGUCUCCAAGUAAUUGGACACUUCGUGAUAUUAGAGGCAAUUCUAAGGACUCCAUUAAGGUUGAAAUGAUAAGCGGUGAUUCAGAAAACCUGGUUGAAACAAGACAUAUUGUGACACUCCAAGAAGAUGUCUUAAGCUCAGAGAUUUUAGUCUCAAACUCGAAACCAUCACCAUUACAAUGGACAGGAUCUAUUAUGAGCCAUCUAACAGUUAGCAGUCCGGAGGCAACAUAUGCACUCGGAUUAGAAGGAUCAAAUUUUCUCAACAUCCCACCCUUUUUGUCAAAUUUUGGUAUAAUUCCUCCAGAUUUCGACCAGCAAAUUGAUUCUUACAUUGGCCAACUAUGGAGUCAAAUGGGACUUAAAAGGUUUUUCAGUGGCUCGGCACAAAGAAACGAGAAGAAUGCUAGUAAAGUUAAAAGAAAGCAGAGAGAAAGUGAAGAAGAAAUGGAGGGUGAAGAGGAGGAUGGCUAUAAGCAACUAAAUAAGCAAAUGAGCAGGAUAUACACCAGUGCACCUAGAUUCUUUACAGUCAUUGACAGGGGUAGAAGAAACUCAAUUGUGGUAGGAAGAGAUGGAUUUGAUGAAGUGUAUAUGUUCAGCCCUGGUUCAAACCAUGAAAUCUAUGGUGAGUAUGCUUAUAUAUGCAUAGGUCAGUCAGCCAUGCUUAAACCUGUAAUCUUAGGCCCAGGAGAAGUGUGGCUGGGUUGCCAGCAUUUACACAACCCAAAUCUGUAAAUCAUCCUUAAACCUGCUUUUAUAUUCAUCAAGUAAACUUUCGUGCGUGUUCAGCAAAAUGUAAGCUUUCAUGCCUGCGAUCCAAAGGUCUUACUGUUGAGUAUUGACUACCAUUGACAGCAAUAAUAUCGCGUUCUCAUUGUUCAAA